AAGGAUAUCAUGUAGCCAUAUAUGUUUUCCUGAGCAUAGAUCAGGUAACUCAUUUCUCAGCCAAUGAAGAACCAGCGAAUAUUUCAACAUUCCUUUUUUUUUUGCUCUCUAGAAUGUAUAAACCUCUGUAUUUGCACAUGUCAGACUCUCCUCUCUCUGCUUUGUCCUUCUGUUUUUUUGACAGUGUGCAGAAAUGAAGGCGUGACCUAAGCUGGCUUAAGAUGGUGGUGCGAUUGUUUUUACUGCUCCAUAAAGCAAACUUUGUUUACACCCCACUGCCACAUGGAGGCAGCUGGAAAUUUUUGAUCUUUUUUUCUGUUCAACUGUAUUUUGUCGAACAAGAUUGAACAAGUCACGCCUACUGCUGGAUAAAAUUAUCUGACAUGCUUUUAGUUCCUUUAUUUUAGCUCAACAUCCUAAUGAAUAACUUCACUGUUAUGCUUUCAUAAGAUGCCUUAAAAGAUUCCCAGAUCAGAAGUGGGGUUUUUGACUCCUUAUAUUUUCUAAAAUCUGUUUUUUAAAUUAUUAUUAUUAUCAUUUUACCCUUAACACAAACACACUUGUAUUGAUUUUUAUCAGUUUGGAUUUUUUUCCACAUAUCUCCAGUUUGUUCGUUGGAAGUGAGUUGUAAAUGAAAACAUCAUGGGACCAAAUAAAGGAUUCAUGGCUGUCAUUUUCCUGUUGGGAUGCAUGCUUUUUAUCACUCUGACAACUCAUGGAUGGGAUGUUUACCAGCAAUCUCUAGUACUGAGAUCUACAAAACGGCAAUAUCUAAGAAAGGACCUUCUAAGAAAAUACUGUGCUGGUGUGAACCAAAGCUUGGACGACUUGAGGGACAUAGACUUUAAAAAUUUUAUUGUGGAUGACAAACAUGGCAUCAUCUACUGCUAUAUUCCUAAGGUGGCUUGUACCAACUGGAAGAGAACCUUAAUAGCUUUAAACAACAGUGAGCCUUAUCCUGACCCCAUGUCCUUCGAACAUAACUGGGUUCAUCAUUUCGAUAGAUUCAAGCUCUUAAAAGACUUUCCACAAGCAGAGAGAAAGGCAAAACUAAAUCAUUACACCAAGUUCCUGUUUGUCCGCGAUCCAUUUGUCCGCCUCAUCUCCGCCUAUAGGGACAAGAUGCAGCAGUAUAACCAAUAUUUCUAUGAGGGUUAUGUGAGAGUCAUUUUGCAAUUUUACAAAAACCUGACAAAUCUGCCUUACAACCAUGAAGUGGCUAAGGAGCGCGGUCUUCAACCGUCAUUCUAUAACUUCAUUCAGUACCUACUGGAUCCAAAAACAGAGAAAAAAGAGCCCUUUGAGCCCCACUGGAGGCAGAUGUUUCGCCUGUGCCACCCCUGCCUCGUUGAAUAUGACCUCGUCGGCCAUCAAGAGACUCUUCAAGAAGAUGCUCAGGAGCUGCUGAAGAUCUUAAAGCUGGAAGACGAUAUCAAGUUUCCUCCUUCCUAUGAAAAUAUGACUUCUCGCAAUUCUGUUGAGGACUGGUUUCAAAGUGUACCACUGGAAGACAGGAGGAAGCUGUACAAACUAUAUGAAAGAGACUUUUUACUAUUUGGGUACAGAAGGCCAUCUGAACUGCUGGAUGAAUGAUCUGAAAAAACAAGAGUUACUCCAAAGUACACAGUAGUACACAGCUGUCAUUCAUUUACGGUUAAGCAAUCACAUUUUUUGUAAGCUGGGUUACACUCAUAAAAACUAUAGAUGUGUUUGCCUUUCCAGAAAGCACCAAAUAACAAUUUAAGGCCUCUUCUUCAAUUUAAAUUUUAGCAAUAUUUCAAGAUAAAUAAACUCUCUGCCAAUGUUUA
This is a messenger RNA of Oryzias melastigma (Indian medaka), 1808 nucleotides long. RefSeq names its product carbohydrate sulfotransferase 12. The coding region runs from base 643 to 1593 and encodes 316 amino acids. Gene Ontology annotation, biological process: proteoglycan biosynthetic process; carbohydrate biosynthetic process. Gene Ontology annotation, cellular component: membrane. The transcript has 6 exons. Gene Ontology annotation, molecular function: sulfotransferase activity. NCBI's taxonomy places the organism in Eukaryota, Metazoa, Chordata, Actinopteri, Beloniformes, Adrianichthyidae. The record is from RefSeq and is a predicted model, not a curated record.